AUGACGGCAACGAAGAGACGAACGACACAACUCUUGACGUUGUGGAUAGCAUGGAUAUUGUGCACCCUGUUCACCAGCGUGCUGGUGUGGGGAGAACGUUUUGAUGCGUCUCCAUCAUAUAAUGAAGAGCGAGUGCGUCUAGUUACUUGUUGUGAUCUUGUAGAAAAACACUGGUCUCUGCUGUACAGCUGGCAUAGCAGCUGUGUUAAGAAGAAUGUGGGACUUGAGGGAAUUGCCCGCCGAUUCUGGGUAUCCCCACCCCCAGCGGAGCUUACGAGUAGUGUUCCGAUGUGUGUUGAACGGGGACAAUCCCUUAGCGUUGAAUUUCUUAAGGCUUUUCUUGAGAAGCGACUGUGUGUUGGUCUUCCGGUGACGCACACAGAGUUGGUGAGAAGUGUGUACAGCGUUUUUGUUGCAGAGAAUCCGCUGAGUGAAGAUGAAUUGGUCACACUUAUUGAAGAGGCGUGUGUGAAAGUACAGCAAGUGGGAAUUAAGACAUGGCGUCGCUCAUUAGAUGUACAGACGGUUAAGGAAGCACAGCAAAUUGUGUGUGCUCACCAUUGUCCUAAUAAGCAGACUAUUUUUGAUGGUGAUAUUUAUGAUCUUUAA
Trypanosoma theileri is the source of this 609-nucleotide messenger RNA. RefSeq names its product putative phosphomannomutase-like protein. The coding region runs from base 1 to 609 and encodes 202 amino acids. The transcript has a single exon. The record is from RefSeq and is a predicted model, not a curated record. Lineage: Eukaryota; Euglenozoa; Kinetoplastea; Trypanosomatida; Trypanosomatidae.